GGUAUCGAACGCUAGGUUGAUCGCUGUUACGCGGCUAUGGCGUCCAAGAGCAUUGCUUGGCGCCGCGAGUAGCGUUGCCGCGGCAGGCGAUAUUUCUCGCACCGAUGUAGCUUGGAUUGACGCAAGAUUCUUCCCUCGGUGAGAUUCCGGCGCUUGGAGCUGCAAUGGCGGGGCGGGGGCUUCGGAUGAACAGAGUCAAGCCUCUGGCCUACCGAGCGAUCGUUCCAACAAUGCUGGUGGUUCUCUUCAUCACAACCGGGGCGCUGAUCUACGGCGAGACCCCGGCAUCGUAUGCGGUGAGCGCCGAGGCGAGCGAUGCCUACCCCAGCCAUUUGCGAUUCUACAUGAAGCGCACGAUCUUGGCGCUCAGAUCGAGACAAGAUCCACUCCGGGCGAGGGCGGAGAGUCUUGUCAAGCAAGCGAAGGAUCAGCUGGCGGUGGUGAAUGCCUACGCCGCGUACGCGAGGCGAGGCAAGCUUGAUGUGGCGAGACAGGUGAGAAUCUUCACGGAUCAGGCCAGGAACUACACGGAGUUACUGGCGAGGCCAGAGAACCGGGGUUUGAUAGAUAGCAAUGGCGGCGCAGUGGAUCCGGAAGCUCUCAGGGCCUUCGAGAGGGAUUUGAGGGAGAGAUUGCGGGUGACGCGGCAACUCAUGAUGGAUUCCAAGGAGCUCUUUGACAACCAGCUCAAGAUCCAGAAGCUUAAGGACACCAUCUUCCAGGUGAACGAGCAGCUCACGAGAGCCAAGAAGCAGGGAGCUUUCGCGAGCCUCAUUGCUGCCAAGUCAGUGCCCAAGAGCUUGCAUUGCCUGACGAUGAGGCUCAUGGAGGAGAGAGUUUCACAUCCGGAGCGCUACGUUGAUGGUCCGGAGCCUGCCCCCGAGCUGGAAGAUCCAUCGCUGUUCCACUAUGCGAUCUUUUCGGACAACGUGAUCGCGGCGUCGGUGGUGGUGAACUCAGCCGUGAAGCAUGCUCGAGAGCCCGAGAAGCACGUAUUUCACGUGGUGACGGAUAAGAUGAACUUGGGAGCCAUGAAAGUGUGGUUUACGAUGAGAAAGCCGGAGAAAGCUCACAUCGAAGUGAAGGCCGUGGAGGACUACAAGUUUCUCAACUCGUCCUACGUACCGGUGCUCAAGCAGCUCGAGUCGGCCAACUUGCAGCGCUUCUACUUUGAGAACAAGAUGGAGAACGCGACCAAGGACGCGACCAAUAUGAAGUUUCGCAACCCGAAGUAUCUGUCGAUGCUCAACCAUCUCCGCUUCUACUUGCCGGAGAUGUAUCCCAAGCUGGACAGGAUACUCUUCCUCGACGACGACGUGGUGGUGCAGAAGGAUCUGACAGGGCUGUGGGAGAUCGACAUGGACGGGAAGGUGAAUGGAGCGGUGGAGACGUGCUUUGGUUCCUUCCACAGAUAUGACAAGUACAUGAACUUCUCGCACCCUCUCAUCGCGUCCCGAUUCAAUCCCAAGGCUUGUGGCUGGGCAUACGGGAUGAAUUUCUUCGACUUGAAUGCUUGGAGGCGAGAGAAGUGCACCGAAGAGUAUCAUUACUGGCAAUCCAAGAAUGAGAACCGCAGUCUUUGGAAGCUUGGAACCCUGCCGCCGGGGCUCAUCACCUUCUACAAGACGACCAAGCCUCUGGACAAAUCGUGGCACGUCCUGGGCCUGGGAUACAACCCGAGCAUCAGCUUGGAGAAGAUCAGGAGCGCAGCGGUGAUUCACUUCAACGGGAAUAUGAAGCCGUGGCUGGAUCUAGCCAUGAACCAGUACCGGGAGUUUUGGACGAGGUACGUGGAUUACGACAUGGAAUUAGUUCAGAUGUGCAACUUUGGACACUGAAGAAGCAGCAGUGAGCUCUUCAGCUGUCUUAUCGACCAUGCGGCGUUUCUAUGUAGCUAAGUAUGCUAACACUUCACACCAUUUUUUGAGGCGUAUAAAGAUGAUAUCUGUGAAUCGUGUCGGCUUAUAUAUGUAUAUUGUGUUUCUCCAGUUUUCUUUGUCCAGGAAACAAUCUCUUGACUUCUCGAGCCUUCGCGCACUAGUGAAGAAGGAAAUGGAAGAAUUGGAAUUCCUGUGGAUCCAAUUGCUUCACGUUUGCGGCAAGUGGAACAAAGUGGAAAAACUCGACCACCAGAGGUCUAGCCUUAGAUUAGCUUUAUAAUUGUCGGAUUCAGGAAAGCCUUUAACGUAGUUUGGGAUGGCGAUGAAGCUGCUCUGGGAGGUGGAGUUCUGGCAUUGGUAUGGGCCUAGCGAUGCUUGUCCAAGUUCGAAAGUUCUAGAGUUUUGUUUUUCGAGUCAAGAUGUUGACGAUGAAGAAUCAAGGACAUUUUUUAAUCUUCUUCGAUGCUCAAGCGUGGGUUUGGUGAUCAGGACAGGACUGAUUGGUGCAUAAAAUAUUCUCUUUGGUUUGUUUUAACAGCGUCUUCUGACUGGGAAAGCGACGGCAAAACAUCGACCAUCUUCGGUGAUACAUUCUUUUACAAGAUCACCUUUCGAACUUUCGUCUUCUCAGCCUUGGAUUCCGCAUCUAUCUAGAGCAUUCGGCAUGCAUGAACAGAAUUCGCGAGCUUCUUCCCAUCAGACAAACUCUGACGAUUUGAGCACGCAGCACGCAGCUUUAUUCCCUGUUUGUUGAGCGGCAGCUUUCAUCGUUGGAGCAAAACUCUCAAGACAUUCAACCGCACGCCAACUCAAACGCAGCAAGGAUCAAUCAUGUUUGGAAUUUUCCAGAGGUUCGCUUGAUCUCUCCUUCUUUUCUUACACACGUCCUCUUAUAGUUUUCGUAAGAAGCUUCUUCUUCCAUUCAUUCAUUCAUCACUCGAUCCAUCUUCAGCCAGCCAGCAUUAUUGGAUAGAACUCUCGGAUGGAUGAGCUAGGAGAAGAAUAUGUGGCUGGGAGGAUGCGACAAACGACACCCGCAAGAGCUGUUAAAGGCCGCGCCAAACGAAGAAGCUGGCUGGUCUUCUUUUGAUCGUUCGUCUGCCAAUCCUCCAAGAGCUAAGAAUUGGACACUCCAACUUAUUUCGCGUUCGUUAGUGCAUCGCAUUUGGAAGAGUUCCUUUUAUCGGCAACGCUCGCGAGCGAGACGUAUUCACUGGGCAGUGAUGGACAGCUACAGUUACUCUGUGCGAGAAAAGAUCACAGGAAAAAAGAGAGAGAGCUCUCCGGACAACAGGUAGUCUCGAAUCCAAACAAAUUUUGCUGAUGGAAUCAGGGAGAGGAUAAUGCUGCUGACUUUGAGGAAGAAUCACACCAAAACUGUGGCACUCUUCUUCUUCACGCAAAGUUGACGAGCGAGCAAGCGAGCGAGAGUGUGCGUGCCAUCGAAUCCUCCUCUGGUUGCUGCUGCCACUCUCUCCCAAUGCGUGACGAAAGAAAGGUCCACAAUCAUAGAGACGACUCCUGCGAUUGCCUCCCAAUAAAAGUUUGUAACCAUAGCCAUCAAUCAGCGCCAAGUACAAUACUAGAAUUAAUUGAUUGAGCUCC
Molecule: messenger RNA, 3485 nt
Organism: Selaginella moellendorffii
Lineage: Eukaryota; Viridiplantae; Streptophyta; Lycopodiopsida; Selaginellales; Selaginellaceae
Product: galacturonosyltransferase 8
Exons: 11
Coding region: 165-1838 (557 amino acids)
Molecular function (GO): polygalacturonate 4-alpha-galacturonosyltransferase activity
Source: RefSeq, a predicted model, not a curated record